This is a messenger RNA of Guyanagaster necrorhizus, 853 nucleotides long. RefSeq lists its product as uncharacterized. The coding region runs from base 197 to 766 and encodes 189 amino acids. NCBI's taxonomy places the organism in Eukaryota, Fungi, Basidiomycota, Agaricomycetes, Agaricales, Physalacriaceae. The record is from RefSeq and is a predicted model, not a curated record. The transcript has 8 exons. Gene Ontology annotation, molecular function: oxidoreductase activity, acting on the CH-OH group of donors, NAD or NADP as acceptor.
GUUACAUUCGCUCCUGGAUUCCUCAGACCUUCCUUGAACGGAGGAUAGCUGUUCUGGGUACGGUGCGGAGCGAAAACAAAGGUACGUAUUGGAUGGUGAAUUCAAUGAAGCCGUUCUGGAUGUGGACGGUGUCAUUCAUACAGCUUCGCCCGCCAUAUUGACUGCCGUCAAUCCAGGAGAGGAUAUUGGACCGCCCAUGAAGGGUACGCUUGGCUUACUGACCAGCGUCGCCAAGCGCGUGGUCGUCACAUCGCACCGCAUCUUCCACUUCCCUGAGGCGGACUGGAACAGGCAAGCAGUCAAGGAAGUCGAAGAGAAAGGAAGUAAUGCCUCUUUUGCCACAAAGUAUUGUGCGUCUAAGACUCUGGCGGAGAAAGCUGCCUGGGAUUUCUUUAAUGAGAUAAAAGGCACAUUACCUUGGGGCCUCACGGUUAUAAAGCCACCGAACCCGGACAUGAGUGCCGAUGACAUGGCAUCCAAAGGGCACUGCUGGUUCUAUGUGCGUGUUUUGGCGGAGGCACACGUUAGGGUGUGGUUCGUAGAUGCUACGGGGGGCGAGAGGAUCAUCGUGUCUGCGGUGGAUGCUGCAAACUCUUUGCCUAUGCAGUCACGAAGGCUACCUAUAGGCAUGCCGGGUACUGGAACGGGGGCUAAGUAUCUGGUGAGUUAUGAUUCGGGAAAGCAAGAGAGGAUAUUUGUGCUGGGUUUUAGAAUGAAGGCGGAUACUGCGAGGGAUGUCUUGAACCAGUUCGCGCACCUUGGGUGAUGAAUCUCCUUCAUAUGUAUCACUACGAAUCGCACAUAUUUUAUUUUUGGAUACAAAUUUGAAUUCAUGGCGAAUAUAUUUGACAAC